AGGAAUUAUUUGGUUGAAAACUUGCUUGUUGCACUUUUAAAUUUGUGAAAAUAAAUUGGAUUAAGUAGUACUUUAUAUAAUUUGUUUAAUAUUUUUGAAAAUGAAAGCUUGGAAAGAAUCAGCUUGUCUAAUACUAGCAGCUCAAAAAGGAUUAAAUGUCAAAAGCUCUUUUAACUACAGUUUGCUGUUACUUAAAAGACAUCCAAAUACAAAAUUUCCUGGAAGUUACGUAUAUCCUGGAGGAUUAAUAGAACCCGCGGAUGGUCAUUUAAAAUGGCAGAAACUUUUUGAGAAUCAAGGUUGUAACAAAAGUAGUUUUGAUUCACUGUUUACAAAUUCUACAAAAAAAUUAGAAAUUUUUCGGGAAGUCAAACACGAAUUACCUAGACAAAUUUCCCUGAGGAUUAGUGCAAUACGAGAAACAUUUGAAGAAUGUGGGGUGCUAAUAUGUAAAAAACCAUCAGAUCACUGUGAGCUCCCAAUCCAACCAUGUGACUUACAAAUUCCAAAAGAGGAAUUGAAUUUUUGGCAGAAGAAAGUUCAUAAUGAUGCCAAUGAAUUUUUCAACAUGUGCGAAAAUUUCAAAUGUCAUCCAAAUUUAUGGGCUCUCCAAGAAUGGAGCAAUUGGCUUACUCCAACGUUUUUUCAAGCUCGUUUUGAUGCAGUAUUUUUUUUUACAAUGUUAUCCAAAAUUCCAGAUAGUAAUCUUGAUUAUGUAGAAAUGCAAGAACUUCUUUGGAUUGAGCCAAAAGAAAUGAUGGAAAAUCCCCUUAUAUGGAGUGCUUUACCACCUCCUCAACAGUACACAGCUAUUGAAAUGUCAAAAUAUAAAAAUUCAAACGAAUUAUUGAACGCAAUGGAGCUUAAAUCCAAGAGAGAAAUUAAACGAAAUUUACCUAUGAGUGUUAUACUAAAAAAUGGAUCAGUACAUUUACUACCAGGAGAUUCCAUGUAUCCAGAUAAUAUAGAUCCUUGUAAAAAAGAAGUUAUUGAUAAAACAAACCUGACCAUUGAACAAUUCCGAAAUGAAGCUCAAAAAAUUCAUAGAUUGGAAAUAUUCGACAGUCCAGAUAUAAAAAAUAAUUUAUUGAGUAAAUUUUAGAAAAAUCGAACGAUAAUAAAAUUUUUUUAUCAAA
Trichogramma pretiosum is the source of this 1136-nucleotide messenger RNA. RefSeq names its product nucleoside diphosphate-linked moiety X motif 19-like. Gene Ontology annotation, cellular component: mitochondrion. Gene Ontology annotation, molecular function: hydrolase activity, acting on acid anhydrides, in phosphorus-containing anhydrides. Bases 101 to 1102 code for a protein of 333 amino acids. The record is from RefSeq and is a predicted model, not a curated record. Lineage: Eukaryota; Metazoa; Arthropoda; Insecta; Hymenoptera; Trichogrammatidae. The transcript is spliced from 5 exons.